AUGGAGAUUGCUAAACAAACAGCCCAAAAGGCAACCAAAUAUUGGAACAAUAUCUUCUUCCCAAACAUGCAAAUGACAGUCAUUAGAAAGUCAUUUGAACAAUUCCCACAGACCAGAAAGUUAGAGUUCCGUACCUCUUGCGAUGUUGGAAAGUUGGAUAUCAAGGGAUACAUGAAGUCUGUCUACAAUGUCGAUGUACCAAAAGUAAACACUCUCAACGUUCAAGGAAGAGUAAAGAGACAAGGAACCAAGAGAGCUUUCAGACAAAAGGAUUGGAAAAAGGCUAUCAUCACUGUCGAUCCAUCAGAUGUACAAUCAUUGAAAAGAUAA
Messenger RNA from Cavenderia fasciculata, 330 nucleotides. RefSeq lists its product as uncharacterized. The coding region runs from base 1 to 330 and encodes 109 amino acids. Gene Ontology annotation, biological process: mitochondrial translation. Lineage: Eukaryota; Evosea; Eumycetozoa; Acytosteliales; Cavenderiaceae. Gene Ontology annotation, cellular component: mitochondrial large ribosomal subunit; ribosome. The transcript has a single exon. Gene Ontology annotation, molecular function: structural constituent of ribosome. The record is from RefSeq and is a predicted model, not a curated record.